AUGGCUCCCUCUCGGAGCUCGCGACGAGCACGAUCGCAAUGGCCUCCAGCGCCCUUCGUUGAGGAAGAGCCCCAGUCCCUCAUGAAGGAGCUAAACGGUCUAUCCAAGCUUGGAGAUAAACCGGGGGUCGAUGGUGUUCAUACAAGAGGGGCUGUUGAUCAGUAUCCCAUCAUAGUCUCUGCCAAUUCGCCCCCGCCGCCGUCUACCUCCCCUGCCAGUGUUCCCAGCGUGUCUGGGCUCGGGAGUGUGUCUUCGGAUGAAAGUGCAGGGCCAAUGACACCGCCUGCUCAGGAACCGAUCUUUCGGAACACCGUCAGGUUUGAGAUGGAUGAGAGGCCAAAACGUGCGCCGCCCUCAACUGCAAGCCAACCACGCGGCCCACCCCCUCGGCCUCUCGCCCAGCAACAGCCUGCCCAUGAGCUCAAUACACAGCGGGAAACCCAACUGCCAUCUCAUAGCCGGGAUGGCACUUCCAACAGACACAGGCCGCCAAUGCAAAACACGUCUGGCUCCCGUGGGCUGAUUGCACCGGAUCGCAGUGGUGCUCGAGCUCCCAUGCAUGACAAGACCUGCCUACCCCCGCCCAAGUCUUCCAUUAGUCGGUCCAACAGUGCUAGACAUGCACCUCCGACAACACGACCAAUGCCAGAACGCUUUCGACGGGAGCCUAACUCGGGGUAUUUGUCCGAUUCGGCCACCACAUCCAACAGACCACCUUCGCACCAGCCACAGGCGCCUGUACCCACGGCCCCUGUGUCAGCUCUGCCGAAUGGGCCCACCCUUGCAGAACGCAUUGAGGAGAAGCUUCGUCAGCGACAAAAACAGCGAGAGUCGGGAUCUAUGUCAGACCCGGAGGUACGGCAAAUGCCAAAUGCGAAGCCUGUCAAACUGGAUCCUCUCAACAUCUUUUUGCCCCCUCCGCCUCCUGCUCCUGCUCAAGCCUCGCAUUCACCUUCGCGUGGGCCUCAGCGCGUUCCGAUCCAACCAACACAACAGGAAGUGCCCCCGGCUUCACGUGCCCGCGCAACAUCGGUGACAAUGCCACCUACCCGGGAGAUGUCUGGCUCUCGCCAUCCAUCACGGCCACCACCGGAGAUGAUCAAGCCUACAUCAACCCAAGUCGCAAUCCAACUCAACACUGACAGGUCACUGGCUCAUCCCGCACCCACUCGACCCCCGGCAACAUCUCCACAGCGCCCCAGCUCAGUAGGCCUGGGCCUCUCUCCAUGCCCGCGAACAAUCGCCGUAGCAGGCUACCAAGAUUGGUAUACGCUGAAAGGCCUCACUCACCUAGACAUCUGCCCAUCCUGCAUGAGUCAAAUCGCACACUCCCGGUACCGAGACUACUUCAUCCCAAGCCUCUCAAAGCCAGCCGGGCAAAAGACUCGAUGCGCCUUCGCCAACGCAUGGACCCGUCUCGCCUGGGCCCAGAUGAUAAAAAAGCAACACGACAGCCUAGAGCUCCUGUACCAAAUGACCCGUCCACCACCCGGUACCCGGUCCUGUCCCGGCCGCAUCGUCGCCGAACAAUGCUGGCACCGCAUCUACGACCCCGAAACGGGCAACGACCUCCCAGGCUUCCACGUGUGCAGCAGCUGCGCGCGCAACAUCCGCAUCCUAAUGCCCAGCCACCGCGAGACCUUCCAGCCAAGCCCAGACCCCACCGAGCGGGUAUGCGACUUUGUCACGUCGAGUCCGCGAUUCGUGAAAUUCAUCGAUCUCCUCGAUGCAGCUGCUUCACGAGCUGAAUCGGACUCCUCACGCACCCGCCGCCCGGAUAUGCGCGAGUUCCUCAACUACGCGCGGCGCAAGGUCGUGCUGCGGGAUUGUCGUCGUGAUCGGCCUGCUCUUAGUACGUGGCACUUUAUCCCAUCGUUGCCGGAGUUGUGUGUCUGCGAAGACUGUUAUGAUGAGGUUGUUUGGCCGCUGGCGAGGUCGAAUCAUCCUGUUGCAUGCAUGAUCACGACGAAGAUGCGGAUCUUGCCUGGUGACGGGCCUGGUCGGACUCGUGAGGCGAGUUGUCAACUGUACUCGCCGCGUAUGCGGGCGAAGUUCCGGGAGGCGGUUCUUAGGGAUGAUUUUGGGUUGUUGAAGUCUGUUGCGCAGAGGAGGGUUGAGGCCGAGAGGCGGUUCCUUGAUCGGAGGGAGGAGUUGCUGGUUUCUCAGUCGAAGGGGUAUGAUUGUGAUGAGGAAAUGAGGAAGGCUGUUGAUGAGUGGAGGAGGUGGGAGUGA
Molecule: messenger RNA, 2232 nt
Organism: Penicillium hordei
Lineage: Eukaryota; Fungi; Ascomycota; Eurotiomycetes; Eurotiales; Aspergillaceae
Exons: 1
Coding region: 1-2232 (743 amino acids)
Source: RefSeq, a predicted model, not a curated record